GUCCCUUCGCUUCCCCCAGAGGCUGUGGCAGUGCUGGCUCGGGGAGACCCCGCGGCGAGCGGAGCGUGAGCGCCCCCGGGCACCAUGACCGACGUGGCCAUCGUGAAGGAGGGCUGGCUGCACAAGCGAGGGGAGUACAUCAAGACCUGGCGGCCCCGCUACUUCCUGCUCAAGAACGACGGCACCUUCAUCGGCUACAAGGAGCGGCCGCAGGACGUGGAGCAGCGCGAGUCGCCCCUCAACAACUUCUCCGUGGCGCAAUGCCAGCUGAUGAAGACCGAGAGGCCCCGGCCCAACACCUUCAUCAUCCGAUGCCUGCAGUGGACCACGGUCAUCGAGCGCACCUUCCACGUGGAGACCCCCGAGGAGCGGGAGGAGUGGACGACUGCCAUCCAGACGGUGGCCGACGGGCUCAAGAGGCAGGAGGAGGAGAUGAUGGACUUCCGGUCGGGCUCGCCCAGCGACAACUCGGGGGCCGAGGAGAUGGAGGUGUCCCUGGCCAAACCCAAGCACCGCGUGACCAUGAACGAGUUUGAGUACCUGAAGCUGCUGGGCAAGGGCACCUUCGGGAAGGUGAUCCUGGUGAAGGAGAAGGCCACGGGCCGCUACUACGCCAUGAAGAUCCUCAAGAAGGAGGUCAUCGUGGCCAAGGACGAGGUGGCGCACACGCUCACGGAGAACCGCGUCCUGCAGAACUCGCGGCACCCCUUCCUGACGGCCCUGAAGUACUCCUUCCAGACGCACGACCGCCUCUGCUUCGUCAUGGAGUACGCCAACGGCGGCGAGCUCUUCUUCCACCUGUCUCGCGAGCGCGUGUUCCCCGAGGACCGGGCCCGCUUCUACGGCGCCGAGAUCGUGUCGGCCCUGGACUACCUGCACUCGGAGAAGAACGUGGUCUACCGGGACCUCAAGCUGGAGAACCUGAUGCUGGACAAGGACGGGCACAUCAAGAUCACGGACUUCGGGCUGUGCAAGGAGGGCAUCAAGGACGGGGCCACCAUGAAGACCUUCUGCGGGACCCCCGAGUACCUGGCCCCGGAGGUGCUGGAGGACAACGACUACGGCCGCGCCGUGGACUGGUGGGGGCUGGGCGUGGUCAUGUACGAGAUGCUGUGCGGCCGCCUGCCCUUCUACAACCAGGACCACGAGAAGCUCUUCGAGCUCAUCCUCAUGGAGGAGAUCCGCUUCCCGCGCACGCUCAGCCCCGAGGCCAAGGCCCUGCUGUCGGGGCUGCUCAGGAAGGACCCCAAGCAGAGGCUUGGAGGGGGCUCUGAGGACGCCAAGGAGAUCAUGCGGCACCGCUUCUUCGCCGGCAUCGUGUGGCAGGACGUGUACGAGAAGAAGCUCAGCCCGCCCUUCAAGCCCCAGGUCACCUCGGAGACGGACACCAGGUAUUUUGACGAGGAAUUCACAGCCCAGAUGAUCACUAUCACGCCCCCGGACCAAGACGACAACAUGGAGUGUGUGGACAGCGAGCGGAGGCCCCACUUCCCGCAGUUCUCCUACUCGGCCAGCGGCACGGCCUGAGGCGGCCAGCCCGGUGCUGGUGGACCCGCCUCCGUGGGGCGGGAGGAGCCCGCAGCGCCCAUCUUCCGUGGAUGUGUCUCUGGAGGCGAUGGGGGAACACGCUCCAGCACGUGCGGGAAGACGCUCGUGCCGUGGGCAGGGCUGCCCUCACGCGGAGGGGAGGCCGUCCUGCCGUUUUUCUUAAUUUAUUUCAUCCAGUUCUCCAGGCGUGGCCUCGCCUUCGGACGAGAUUCACGCAGGAAACGCUGAGGACUGCAGCAGCCAUGUGCAAUUUGGGGUCCGGUGGCCCCUGCCCGCGCCCCUCGGCCCCCCUCGCCACCUGUCCCUGGCUGCCCGCUGUCCCCGCCCGCCCGGAGGCACCAGGAUGGGCCGGGGCAGGCCCGCGGCGACGGCCAGGAGUGCCGAGCAGGCGGCUGAGCCCGUCGCUGUGUUGCUGUUCGUGUGCGUCGGGGCUAAUCUUAGAGAAGAGCCCCCCCCCCACCCCCCGACGCCCCCCCCCACGCCUCCCCUGUAGCGCCUGUCCUGUCCUAGAAGCUUCUCUCCCGCCGCCCGCCUGGCCAGACACCGCGCUGCACCAUGGCGUUUUUUUACAUCAACUUUAGUAUUUUUACUAUUACGAGACUCUCCCUCCAAACUCCUCAAUAAAAACGCUUUUCAACUUGG
Molecule: messenger RNA, 2190 nt
Organism: Eptesicus fuscus (big brown bat)
Lineage: Eukaryota; Metazoa; Chordata; Mammalia; Chiroptera; Vespertilionidae
Gene: AKT1
Product: AKT serine/threonine kinase 1
Exons: 13
Coding region: 85-1527 (480 amino acids)
Biological process (GO): protein phosphorylation
Molecular function (GO): protein serine/threonine kinase activity; ATP binding
Source: RefSeq, a predicted model, not a curated record